GGAAGAAGAGGAGGAUAUCAACUUUUAGAGAUUUAGAGACGAAUUUUAGUAAAGUUUAAAGCUUAAGAAAUGUAAAUUGCAAUGAACCCAAACACUGUAAAUAAUGCAAUGCAACGUAAUGCAAUGCAGCGCGCAUUUCGCAUGUGAGUGUUGAGCGCGGGAAAACGCGGAUCGCGGCCGCAGCAGCAACAAAAACACCGACCGUCUCUCAGACAUAUCCAAUUGCAAGGUGCAAUUUCGAUGGACACAACUCAACAAUAAUAAUAUUUGGCACAAGAACAAGACAAGUGAAAGUGUACCACCGAGUGGGCGCCUGGCGCUAAAAUAAUAUGGAACAGGUCGACUCAUCAACCGAGCUGCACCUGAAUAGGAAAGACUUGGCCGCGCUGGCCGACGACGUUGUGAAAGAAGAGGUGAUAUUGGAGAGUCCGGGCCAUCACCAUCAUCAUCAUCAGCAUCACCAGCAUCAUCAGUUGGACUCCAAGGUUCGCAUGGUCACAUCCUCCUCAAACGACAACAGCGGCAGCGGCGGUGCCAGUGGCGGAACGAGCGGACCCGGCGGUCAGAGCGGCGGCGGCGGUGGCAACAGCGGCGGUGUGGUAUCAGUGCCUGUGUCCCUGCCCAUUGGAUCGAUGCUAACCGGCACCACCUUUAAUGUGAUCACACCCGACCAGCUGCCCCACUUCAAGCCGAUGCUGUGCGUCGACAACAAUGGCUACCUGUCCGGCAGCACGGUCAGCAUGGGCAACGACCUCAAGACGAUCGUUAUCCAGCAGCAACAGACGCAGCCGGGCGGCGGCGGAGCUGGCGGUGGAGGCGGCGCCAACAGUGCGGGCACCAACACGACCGCCACAAAUACGAUUGGACUGAACCAUGAUGGCUCCGGUAGCAAUAACAGCCACGAUAGCCUGGCCACCUUGGAGCAUACCGGCGCCGGAGGAGCGGGCACUGGCGGUGGUGGUGGCACAGGCGGCGGUUCCACCGGUUGGUCGGAGAACCCCUCCACCCAGCACAUGGAGGUCUUCCAGAUUCGCUGUAAAACCACCUGCGCCGAGCUAUACCGCAGCAAGCUGGGAUCAGGCGGACGCGGCCGCUGUGUUAAGUACAAGGAUAAGUGGCACACGCCCAGCGAAUUCGAGCAUGUGUGCGGCCGGGGCUCCAGCAAGGAUUGGAAGCGGUCCAUCAAGUAUGGUGGCAAGUCGCUGCAGUCCCUUAUCGACGAGGGCACGCUCACGCCGCACGCGACCAACUGCAGCUGCACGGUCUGCUGUGACGACGAAGCAGGUGAGUCAGCAUCCGGACCAGUGCGUCUCUUCACGCCGUACAAGCGGCGGAAGCGAAAUCAAACGGAUCUCGACAUGGAGCCGGGACCCAAACGCAAGCGCAAUGCCCAUCAUAGCAACAACAAUAAUAGUAAUACCAAUAACAACAACACGAGCGGCGGAAGCUCAGCCAACAAUUGUGUGGACGUGACCGCCGCCGUGGCUGCUGCAACGGCCAAUGUGGUGGAUGAGAACAACAUGUUCCUGGCGGAGGAGAAUAUAACGUCCAAGGAUGAGCCAUGGGCGGCGCUAAACGAUAGUUUGGACACCUCCACCGAGCUGGUUGACCAGAGCCAAAUGGGCAACGCCUACGAGCGGGAAACGUUUGUGGUUAAUAUCAACGAUGGCUCCUCCAUCGCCGUCCUGGACACCAGUCAAUCGAUAAAGAAUAUCGAGCAUGUCUACUGCACCAUGGUCAAGGCGACCAAUGAUUUCAAGCGCCUGCUGAACGACAUGAAACAGUCCUACGAGCGUCGCAUCGAGGUCCUGCAGAAGGAGCGCGAUGCGGCGGUCAGUGCAAUGCGUGUCCAGGUUCAUGCGGACAUUGACGAUCCCAAUAUAUCUGGUUCCCUGCAUGGCAAUGAGAUCAUAUCGGCCAAAAAGUGCGCCAACUGUAACAGAGAAGCGCUGGCCGAGUGCUCACUGUGCCGAAAAACGCCGUACUGUUCAGAGUUCUGCCAGCGCAAGGAUUGGAAUGCUCACCAGGUGGAAUGCACAAGAAAUCCACAGACGACAACGCAACAAGUCAUGCUUUUGAUCGAUGAUCAGUCCUAAGCAACAUAACGAAUUGUACAUACAAAUUUUACUACUAAUUAUUACGAUCGAUUAUACAAAGUUCCCCUUCCUCCUACCCCUAUCCCCCAUCCUUACAACUGAAUGGUCCCUCCCCCCUGCUUACCCCGAGAUCGACCCCUUGAGCAUGUUGUCGACAUCCUCUUAGACUUAUGUCCUAUAUUAAUGUAAUUCUUAACGUACAUAUAACUAUAUAAAUAUAUAUAUAUAUAUACAUUUUACUAUUGAACGUAGGGCAACCCAGCAAAAAAAGAAGAAAAAAAAAAACAAACGAAAAUAAAAGUAAUUAAAAAAAAAAGAGUAAAAGGUAGCAAGCGAAAAUCAAAGCAAGUGCAAAGGCGUAGAGAAUUAAUUAAGCUACGAUUUGAAAGUAACAAGAAACUAAACCGAUUACAUGUAAUUCAAUUUAAAUUUAAUUAAAUUAAUAAUAGUUGCAAAGCGCGCAUAGCAUAACUAACAAGACCCCCUCCCCGACCUAUACACACCGCACACACCAUAAACACACCACUCAUCUCCACAGUGAAAGAAUAUGGAAGGAAAGAUAAAAUCGUAGCGAAGAUAACACACAAAUUCUGAAAUUACCAUACAUAUUCGUCUAUGUAUACACCUUUCAUUAGAUCUAAGCGCAUAGUUAAACUUUUAACAUUUUACAAUUAUAAUUUUAUGGAUACUACUGCCCGUUACAAGCAUCCAAAUAAUAAAGAUUUCAAACAAGAAAA
Messenger RNA from Drosophila kikkawai, 2833 nucleotides. RefSeq names its product deformed epidermal autoregulatory factor 1 (gene Deaf1). NCBI's taxonomy places the organism in Eukaryota, Metazoa, Arthropoda, Insecta, Diptera, Drosophilidae. The record is from RefSeq and is a predicted model, not a curated record. Gene Ontology annotation, molecular function: DNA binding.